Messenger RNA from Chlamydomonas reinhardtii, 7824 nucleotides. RefSeq lists its product as uncharacterized. Gene Ontology annotation, biological process: glycolytic process. The record is from RefSeq and is a predicted model, not a curated record. Gene Ontology annotation, cellular component: cytoplasm. Gene Ontology annotation, molecular function: pyruvate kinase activity; magnesium ion binding; potassium ion binding. The transcript is spliced from 31 exons. The coding region runs from base 67 to 6987 and encodes 2306 amino acids. Lineage: Eukaryota; Viridiplantae; Chlorophyta; Chlorophyceae; Chlamydomonadales; Chlamydomonadaceae.
GUGAGCUGCUGAACGUGAACAUCUUAAGAGCGCCCUGACGGGCAGUUAAAGGCUCGCCUCGAUACGAUGGGUUGCGGCUCUUCUAUGCACGCGAAUCCGGGGUCCGCCCCUAUUGCCCAGGGCGCGCCGGGAGCAAUCACAAAAUCGGGAAGCGGCAAAAGCGGAAAUGCCACCCCUGAAAAUGGGCACACCCCGCGUGACAAGGAAGCGCCUGAGAAGCCCGCAGCAACAAAGCAGGAGGCGGUGCAGCCCACGUCGCCAUCGAAGUCACAGUCACAAAGCUUGGCGUUCGACGAUAGAUCGGUCAGGAAACCGAAAACCCAGGCGUCCCUAGCCAAGACGUCCUCCAUGCACCCCGCGGCGAUGUCUGUGGAGGAGCAGACCAUCACAGCUGUCAAGGCGAAACUUCAGCGCGAGUGGGCCCCGGAGUAUGAGCCGGAGGAGAUUCGGCCGCCGCAGGAUACGCCCGACGUGCACUCGGAGCGUGCCACGAACGUGACGCUCUCUAUGAUCCUGAAGGACCAGGAGGAGUUGGCGCGUAAGACCAAAAUCAUUUGCACGGCCGGGCCGGCCUGCUGGAGCGAGGAGGGCCUGGGCAAGCUGCUGGACGCGGGGUGCAAUGUGCUCCGCUUCAACUUUAGCCACGGCGACCACGAUGGGCACUACUCAGUGCUGGAGCGGUUCCGGAAGGUGUGCACCGCAAAGGGCAGCUACGCGGCCUGCCUGCUGGACACCAAGGGCCCGGAGAUCCGCACUGCCAUGCUGAAGGACGGCAAGGACAUUGAGCUGGAGGCUGGCCAGAGCAUUGUGGUGGAGGCGGUUGGGGCGGAGUACACCAAGUGGGAGGGCUACAAGGACGCCGCCAAUGGCGAGACUCACAUCGGCCUGUCGUACGACAAGCUGUGCAGCAGCGUGAAACCGGGAAGCAAGAUUCUGCUGGCGGACGGGAGCAUCAGCAUUCGGGUGGACGAGAUCACUUCCGCGCGCACCCUGCGUGGCACGGUGAUGAACAGCAAGAAGCUGGGCCAACGCAAAAACUGCAACCUGCCAGGCGUGAAGGUCGAUAUCCCGGUCCUGACCGAGAAGGACAUUGACGACCUGCAGCAGUUUGCGGCGAAGCACAAGAUGGACUUCGUGGCGGCCUCGUUCGUGCAGAGCGCGGCGGACGUGCAGUUCAUCCGCCGCACCCUGGAUGCGGCCCCAGGCGGGGAGCACGUGAAGAUCAUCUCCAAGAUUGAGAACCUGGAGGGCCUCAAGAACUACGACGAGAUUUUGCGGGAGAGUGACGGCAUCAUGGUGGCCCGCGGCGACCUGGGCAUGGAGAUUCCGUCCGAGAAGGUGCCAGUGGCACAGAAGAUGAUGAUCACCAAGGCCAACAUCGCCGGCAAGUUUGUCAUCUGCGCGACCCAGAUGCUGGAGUCCAUGAUCAGCAACCCCCGGCCCACGCGUGCGGAGAUGACGGAUGUGGCGAACGCCGUGUACGACGGCGUGGAUUGCGUCAUGCUUUCAGGCGAGUCGGCGAACGGCGACUUCCCGGACAUCGCGGUGUCUACCAUGGCCGCCAUCGUGGCCAACGCGGAGGUGGGAGUGGACUACUACUCGCAGUACAGCUUCAUCCGGUACUGGGCCACCAAGGGCAAUGAGAUUGCCAUGACGCCUGACGAGUGCAUGAUGUCGUCUGUCGCGUCCAUGGCGGUGGGCUUUACAGAGGACACCACGCCCGAGGCGUUCCGCCGCGUGGCGCGCAACAACACGUUGACCAUCAUCGUGGUGCUCACGGCGGACGGCCGCGCUGCCAAUCUGGUGUCCAAGUACCGCCCGCCGUGCCUGGUGGUGGUGGCCUCCACCAACGAGCAGGUGCUGCGCCAGGCGGCGGUCAGCUUCGGCCAGGUUCCGCUGGCCCUGGCGUCGCUGGAGCUGGACUCCCAGGACCUGGCGGAGAAGGCGGUGGAGAAGGUGCGCAGCCUGGGCCUGGUGGCGCAACACACGCCCGACUGCCGCCUCAUCGUGGCGCGCGGCCGCAACAGCGGCAGCGCCGACGUGGAGCCGGUGGUGACAGUGGUGAAGACGGGUGGCUCGGGCCUGAAGCGCCGCGGCUGGAGCACCGGCAAUACGCUGUACACGCCGUCGGGCGUGCCCAUCCAGCGCCCUGGCGUGCGCUCGCUGCGCACCACGCUGACCAACCUGCCACUGAUCACGGCGCCCAUCAAAAACGGCCGCUGCACCAAGGUGAUUUGCACUAUGGGCCCAUCGUGCUGGAGCGAGGAGACCAUGGGCAAGCUGCUGGACGCGGGCAUGGACAUUAUCCGCCUCAACUUCAGCCAUGGCGACCACAAGGGCCACUUCGAGGUGCUGGAGCGCUUCCGCAAGGUGUGCAAGACGAAGCAGGAGGAGUUCAGCGCCAAGGGCGCGCCCUCAGCGCCGCACUGGGGCUGCCUGUUGGACACCAAGGGCCCGGAGAUCCGCACCGCCAUGCUGAAGGACGGCAAGGAUAUCGAGCUGGUGGCCGGCCAGACCAUCUUCAUCGAGGCCGUGGGCGCAGAUUACGUCAAGUGGGAGGGCUACAAGGACGAGGCCACCGGCGAGACGCGCAUCGGCCUGUCGUACGGCAAGCUGUGCAGCAGCGUGCAGCAGGGCAACAAGAUCCUGCUGGCGGACGGCAGCAUCAGCAUCGUGGUGGAGGAGGUCUGCAGCGCUAACCUGCUGCGCGGCACGGUGCUGAAUAGCAAGAAGCUGGGCCAGCGCAAGAACUGCAACCUGCCGGGCGUGAAGGUGGACAUCCCGGUCCUGACCGAGAAGGACAUUGACGACCUGCAGAACUUCUGCGCCAAGCACGAGAUGGACUACGUGGCGGCCUCUUUCGUGCAGAGCGCGGCCGAUGUGCAGUUCAUCCGCCGCGUGCUGGAUGAGGCCGGCGGCCACCGUGUCAAGAUCAUCUCCAAGAUUGAGAACGCGGAGGGCCUGGUCAACUAUGACGAGAUUUUGCGGGAGAGCGACGGCAUCAUGGUGGCCCGCGGCGACCUGGGCAUGGAGAUUCCUGCGGAGAAGGUGCCCCUGGCGCAGAAGAUGAUGAUCACCAAAGCCAACAUCGCCGGCAAGUUCAUCAUCACGGCUACGCAAAUGCUGGAGUCCAUGAUCAGCAACCCGCGCCCCACGCGCGCGGAGAUGACGGAUGUGGCGAACGCCGUGCUGGACGGCACCGAUUGCGUCAUGCUAUCAGGCGAGACCGCCAACGGCUCCUUCCCCGAGGCCGCCGUGUCCACCAUGGCCGCCAUCUGCCUCAACGCGGAGCAGAUGGUUGAGGUGAACAAGCGCUUCCGCUUCCUGCGCAACCACACGCCCAAGCCCAUGAGGGGCGCGGAGGCGGUGGCCAGUGGCGCCGUCAUGACGGCCAUCGACACGGACGCCAAGCUCAUGGUGUGCAUCACCACCUCGGGCCGCGGUGUGGCGCUGGUGUCCAAGUACCGCCCGCCCAUGCCGGUGGUGGUGGUCACGCCGGACGCGCAGCUGGUGCGGCACUGCAGGUCGGUGUUCGGCCAGGUGGGCGUGCUGGUGCCCGACAUCGAGUCGGUGGAGCUGAACAAGCUGGUGGAGCUGGCGGCGGCGGCGGCGCGCUCGUUCGGCCUGGCGGAUGUGACGGACGGCGACCAGAUCGUAGUGCUGCAGCGCCGCAAGGCCUCGCCGGAGACCAUGAUUUACGACGACCAGCGUCUGGUGGCCCGCGCCAUGGUGUACGGCAAGGCGCCCAUCAACGAGGUGGCACACACGCGCUACCCAGGCGACAAGGUGGUGUUUCACCGCUCCACCAAGGUGGGCCUGGACACCAUCCUGGACGAGGAGAAGUGGAAGUUCAUCGUGCGCAAGACGAAGAUCAUUUGCACGGCCGGGCCGGCCUGCUGGAGCGAGGAGGGACUGGGGAAGCUGCUGGACGCGGGGUGCAACAUCGUGCGCCUCAACUUUAGCCACGGCGACCACGAGGGCCACUUCUCCGUGCUGCAGCGGUGGCGCAAGGUAUGCGCGGAGAAGGACAGCCAUGCGGCCUGCCUGCUGGACACCAAGGGCCCGGAGAUCCGCACCGCCAUGCUGAAGGACGGCAAGGACAUUGAGCUGGUGGCGAACCAGAAGGUGACCAUCCACGCUGUGGGCGAUGAGUACGUGAAGUGGGAGGGCUACAAGGACGCCGCCACUGGUGAGACCCACAUCGGUCUGUCAUACGGCAAGCUGUGCAGCAGCGUCAAGGCCGGCAACCGCAUCCUGCUGGCAGACGGCAGCAUCAGCAUUGUCGUUGACGAGAUUGUGGACGGCACCACGUUGAUCGGCACUGUGCUCAACACCAAGAAGCUGGGCCAGCGCAAGAAUUGCAACCUGCCGGGCGUGAAGGUGGACAUCCCGGUGCUCACCAAGAAGGACAUUGACGACCUACAGAACUUCUGCGUCAAGCACAAGAUGGACUUUGUGGCGGCCUCUUUCGUGCAGAGCCAGCAGGACGUGCUGUACAUCCGCAGCAUCCUGGACGACGCGGGCGGCAAGGACGUGAAGAUCAUCUCCAAGAUUGAGAACGCGGAGGGUUUGAAGAACUUCGACGAGAUUCUGGAAGUGACGGACGGUGUGAUGGUGGCGCGCGGCGACCUGGGCAUGGAGAUUCCUGUGGAGAAGGUUCCCCUGGCCCAGAAGAUGCUCAUCACCAAGGCCAACAUCGCCGGCAAGUUCGUGAUCUGCGCAACCCAGAUGAUGGAGUCUAUGAUCACCAACCCCGUGCCCACACGCGCGGAGAUGACGGACGUGGCCAACGCCGUGUGGGAUGGCGUGGACGCGGUCAUGCUUUCAGGUGAGUCCGCCAACGGCGCCUACUUCGGCCAGGCGGUUGAGACCAUGGCGCGCAUCGCCCGCUCUGCCGAGAUCGGCGUCAACUUCUACCAGUCCUUUGACUACACCCACAAGUUCACGCCCAAGCCCGUCUCGGCCGUGGAGGCGAUGUGCUCAUCGCUGGCCAAAAACGCCGUGGACAUCCGGCCAGGCAUGAUUGUGGUGUUCUCGGAGGGCGGCAAGGUGGCGCGCCUGGUCGCAAAGUACCGGCCCUGCGCCCCCGUGCUGGUGGUCACCAGUAACGCCGGUCUUGCGCGCUACUGCUCCUCGCUGUUCGGCUGCUACCCGCGGCUGCUGCCGGAGCCCAUCAAGGACGUCGCCGCCAUGCCCAAGGCCGUGUCCGAGGCCAUGGCGUACGGCGUGGAGCGCGGCCUGUGCGUGGCGGGCAAGGAGGUAAUUGUGCUGGUGAGCAAUAUGGUUGCCAAGGGCGUGGGCGCUGACGCUUCGGAGGCGCUGCCGGAGCGCCAGAUCUUCGUGACCAUCGCCCCCGGCGCGCUCAACAUUGACGCGCUGGGCUCGCUGGCGUUCAGCACCUCGGCGCUGGACCCCAAGUUCGUGGCCAAGACCAUCUCGCUGCGCUCCACCACCAUUGACCUACCCAUGCUGGUGAGCAGCAGCAGCCCCGUGCGUAAGACCAAGCUGGGCUUCACGAUGGGCCCCUCCUGCAACAGCGAGGACGUGCUGCGGCAGCUGGUGCGCGGGGGAGCCAACAUCGCGCGCUUCAACUUCGCGCACGGCGAGAUGGCGGCGCACCAGGCCAUGCUAAACAAGCUGCGCACGGUGUGCGCGGCGGAGGGGCGCACCGUGGCCGUGAUGCUGGACCUGGACGGCAACGUGCUGCGCACCUCGGAUCUGAUCGACUACGACACCAAGCAGCCGAUCAAGAAGAUCGAGCUGCAGGCGGGCGACAAGGUGGAGCUGUACGGCACAGACGAUACCUCGCCCAACCACUUCGUGGGCUACAAGGUCGCCGACAAGGUCCGUAUCGGCGUGUCAUUAGCCGACCUGGCCGAGUGCGUUAAGCCAGGUGGCCUGAUACGCGUGCACGACGGCCUCAUCACGUUCGAGGUGGUCAGCGUGCGGCCUGGCGGCCCCGUGCAGGCGGUGGUGCUCAACCACGCCUUCUUGUACGCGCGCAAGCCGGUGCACCUGGUGGGCGUGACCAUCCACUCCUCCUUCCCCGCGCCCGCCGACCUGGAGGCGCUCAUGGCCUUCGCGCUGCCCAACGCCAUCGAGUUCGUGGCGGUGGGCGUCAACAGCCGCAACGACGUCAACGCCAUCCGCAGCUUCCUGGACGACAACGGCGGCGAAAGCAUUAAGCUGAUUGCCAAGAUUGAGAGCGAGGGCGGGCUCCGCAACCUGGACGAGAUCAUCGACGCCGCGGACGGAGUGAUCCUGGCGCGCGGCAAGCUGGGCAUGGUGGUGACGCCGGAGAAGGUGGCGCUGGCGCAGAGCGUAGUGGUCACCAAGGCCAACGUGGCAGGCAAGCCGGUCAUCAUCUCCCGCCAGAUGCUGGAGUCCAUGGUGUCCAACCCGCGCCCCACGCGCGCCGAGAUGACGGACGUGGCGAACGCUGUGCUGGACGGCGCAUCCUGCCUGAUGCUGUGCAGCGAGACGUCCAGCGGCGCCUUCCCCGCCGACUCGUUCACCACCGCCGUCAACAUCGUGCGCAACGCCGAGCACGCCACCAGCUACGCCUCCAUGCACUCCUUCAUCCGCGACUUUUCCGCCAAGCCCUUCAACACCAUCGAGGCGGCGGCGGUGGCCCUGGCGCAGGCGUGCAUGGACAGCAAGCUGGCGCUGUGCCUGGUGGUGAGCGACACGGGCGAGGCAGCCAACAUCGUGACCAAAUACCGCCCGCCCGUGCCCGUCAUGGUCGUGUCCAGCCAGCCGCCCGUGGUGGCACAGCGCGAGCUGUGCUUUGGACAGUUCGGCUACCUGGCGUCGGACGGCAUUGUGAGCGCACCCGCCGGCGACGUGCGCGACCUGGCCGCCGACGUGGUGGCGGACGCGCGGGCGCGCGGGCUGUGCGGCCCCGAGCCACAGCGUGUGGCCGUCAUGACGGGCAGCAGCGCCAUGGACGUCGUCCACAAUGCUAUUGUGCAGAUUGUGGAGGUAUGAGCGGGCAGUCAGGCGGCGCGACAUGCACCACGGGCACGAGAGGAAGGAACGAAGACGACAGAGGACACGGCAGAGCAGUGAGGAGCAGCGGCAGGCAAUGCAGCAGCGUGAGGCUGCGGAACGUGGAUGCGGUGCAAGCGGUGAGCAGCAAGCAUGUGGGUGUGUACAGCAACGGGCUGCACACCGUGUACAGCAAGGGUGCAAGUAUUUAACAAGGUUUGCUGGCGUUCACGGUACUGACGCAGACGUGAUUUCUCGUUUUAGGCGCUGCAGCGUGCGUAGGGUGCUGGUACGUGGAGGUCUGUGACCCGUGCGCAUGCCAUCGCUGCCACGCUUGGUGGGUGUGCAGGACGUGACUGGUGCCGUUGACUGUGAUAGACUCCUAACGCUCCCUUGUCUAGGCUCUCAGGCUAGAGCAUUCAGAUGGAGGCCCAAUGAUCAAGGACUCGCGUGAUUCGUAUCGCUCCUUCUGGUGCACGUAUCGGACUAGUACUCGUGAACUCGGCGUGAUCAUGCAUGUGCAUGAAGACCAACUAUCGUGAGUGGAUGAAGGCGCGCAUCGGGGCUGCAUAGGCAGUGACUAUUGACGAGACCGUGAUGACUACCGUAUACCUGCUGGAGCAGGGCAGCAUUGUCUAGUUUGGGAAGUCGAGGCGUUUGGACGCACUAUUUACUGGUGAACGUUAGUGAGAUUGACUGCUCGACAGACCCAUAAGUGAUGUGUGGAAGGGCAGGAUGUGCAAGCGAAUGAUGAUGUAAUGCUCAGUGAGGCGCUCAUGAGCCCAGGCCACCCAGCAUGUGUCUCAGGCACUCAUUUUAGCAGAGAAAUGAACCCGA